AUGCUGGGCCUUGGAUGCGCUAAAGUGGAAUAUGCCAAAGGAAAACAGCGCUGCAGACAAGAGGCCGAGUACCUUCGACAUGAGGAGGUUCUGAAGCUCGACAGCCAACCGACAGAUGCUGAUGGAUCUGUUGUCUUGAGACCUGGAAACAAAUAUGAAUACUCUUUUGGAUUUGAGCUUCCCCAGAAUGGGCAGCUGGUGUCAUCAUACAAAGGCAAGUUUGGUUACAUCCAAUACUAUGUCAAAGCUUCCCUGGAAAGGCCACAGCAGCAUGUCCUUGAGUGCAAGAAAACAUUUGAAGUGGAAGAGCCAUUGGAUGUAAACACCCCAGACCUGCUGUGUCCCACAGGUGGCUGCAAAGAAAAGAAGGUGACCUGUAUGUUCAUCCCAGACGGCCAAGUGUCCCUUAAUGCGAAAAUUGACCGAAAAGGCUUCUGUGAGGGAGAAGACAUCUGCAUCAAUGCCAAGUUUGAGAAUACCUGCUCUCGAAUUGUUGUGCCCAAAGCAGCGAUCAUAGCUAAGCACACUUACUUGGCCAAUGAUCGUACAAAAGUGUUUCGCCAAAAGUUAUCUGCUGUGAGGGGAAACCACAUCAUCUCUGGCAUGUGCGAUGCUUGGCUGGGCAAGUCCAUCAGAGUGCCCAAGAUCAAACCAUCCAUGCUGAGCUGUAACAUCAUCCGUGUUGAGUAUGCCCUCAUGAUCUAUAUGCACAUCCCUGGUAGUGAGAAGUUGAUUCUGGAGCUGCCCCUGGUUAUUGGGACCGCUGGUUUGGGCAGUCGCAGCAACAGUGUGAGCAGUCAAGAGGGGUCAAUCAGCAACUCUUCCCAAAGCUGGGUCUCCCUCCGCAUGCCCUCGAAUCCCCCCAGCUAUUGCGACAUCUCCAGAGACUGCUCCCUGGACCAGCCCCUCACACCACUGCUGGAUGACAUUGACGAUGAUGAUAGUCCUAUUUUCAUGAACUCACCACCGUUUGAAUUCCUCACGCCACCUGCUUACACUGAGACAGAGGAAGGGUACAAUGCUUCUCGCAUGCUGCCUGUGUGCUGA
Molecule: messenger RNA, 1047 nt
Organism: Knipowitschia caucasica
Lineage: Eukaryota; Metazoa; Chordata; Actinopteri; Gobiiformes; Gobiidae
Source: the annotation of a GenBank genome assembly